Cucumis melo (muskmelon) is the source of this 1452-nucleotide messenger RNA. Its product is annotated as protein COP1 SUPPRESSOR 2. The coding region runs from base 150 to 1064 and encodes 304 amino acids. Gene Ontology annotation, biological process: mRNA splicing, via spliceosome. The record is from RefSeq and is a predicted model, not a curated record. Lineage: Eukaryota; Viridiplantae; Streptophyta; Magnoliopsida; Cucurbitales; Cucurbitaceae. Gene Ontology annotation, cellular component: spliceosomal complex. The transcript is spliced from 5 exons.
AAAACUAAAAAUCAAAGAAGAGAUUUUGAUGAUUGUGUUCUUAAAUUAAUGCUUCCUUUUGACCAGAAAGAUAUUGGACGUGGCGUCGUUGGAUUGAGAUCAUAUUCUCAUAAACCUAGAAACUAGGGUUUCAUCUUGUUAAGGAUUAGAUGAAUCAACCGUCCAAGAAGAAGAAUUUCCGGAAAAGGAAUUGUUAUGAUUCGGAAGAUGGAGGAGACGAGGGAAACUCCGUUACCGCCAUAACGGAGGAGGAAGAAGAGCACAGGAUGGCAUUGGAGGAGGUAAAAUUUCUCCAGAAACAGAGGGAGAGAAGGGCCGGAAUUCCUGCAGUUCCUCCAGUAUCGACUCAGAUCACCACCGCCGGUGCUGGCGGAGCCAGCGGCGGCGGCGGUCUUGUUAGGAAAUCCGCCGAUGCUAACAGUAAAACUGGUGGUGGUGGGGGCAAUAAGAAUGAAAGUGCGGGAGGCGAAGGCGACAAGGAUGAUUUGGUCCUUCAGGAUACCUUCGCUCAGGAAACUGCCGUCAUGGUUGAAGAUCCCAAUAUGUUGAAGUAUAUCGAACAAGAACUUGCAAAGAAAAGGGGAAGAACUGUUGAGACUGUAGAAGGAGCUGAGAAUGACUUGAAGCAGGCAGAAGAUGAACUAUACAAAAUCCCAGAGCAUCUUAAAGUUAAAAGACGAAAUUCUAAUGAAAGUUCCACUCAGUGGACUACUGGGAUUGCAGAGGUUCAGCUUCCUAUUGAAUUCAAGUUGAAGAACAUUGAGGAAACUGAGGCUGCUAAAAAGCUUCUACAGGAAAAGAGAUUUGUAGGUCGUUCAAAGUCAGAGUUCAGCAUCCCCUCAAGUUAUAGUGCUGAUUAUUUUCACCGUGGCAGGGAUUAUGCUGAAAAACUCAGAAGAGAACAUCCUGAGCUAUACAAGGAUAGAAGUUUGCAAGAUGAUGGUUCUGGCUCCAAACCAGCUGAGACUGGCACAGAGGCUGCAGGGCAAAGGCAGGCUGCCACAGAUGAGUUCAUGCUAGAACGCUUCCGGAAACGCGAACGUCAUCGUGUUAUGCGGAGAUGACACAUUUCUCAAACUGUUGUUUCUCUGCAAUUGCAAGUAACCUACUUGACAAAUUAACCAUCAAGGAUAAAGAUCUUAGUCCUAGAAGUAUCCUUUCACGUCAGGAUAGUCAUCUCAGGACCUCAGGUUACGGAGGAAAGAAAUUCAUAGUUCAUAGUUGUAAAGUCGGCUGAGUGACUUAUGAGUUGAAGUAAGUUUUGGAUAUAAUGAUAUUGAUAAUGUGAUUUGCCCUCUUUGGCCUAGCUGACCGUGUCUUCGUCUAAAUGUUGAGAUUGAGAACAUGUACAAUAUUGAUGUCAGAAAAAUGAAGAAGUACAAACUAAUAUUUAUAUAUUUUGAUGUGGUUGAUAUCUUAUGCUUAUAUGUUAUUAAAUGAUGUCUUAGCUAA